UUCAAUUUUCUUUGUCAACGAAUUUUCUCGAGCGAUCCGUUAGCUUCGUAAAACAUACGGCGACAUGGUGCCGGAGACAAUAGCAGGGAAAAUCGUCGGCGGCGUCUGUUCCCUCAGCGGUGUCUUGGUGAUCGCCCUGCCCGUGCCCGUCAUCGUCAGCAACUUCAGUCGAAUUUAUCACCAGAAUCAGCGGGCUGACAAGAGGAAGGCGCAACGGAAAGCCAGACUGGCGCGAAUAAGGAUUGCAAAGGCAUCGAGCGGCGCCGCAUUCGUGAGCAAAAAGAAGGCCGCAGAGGCGCGACUCGCAGCCCAGGAAAGCGGCCUGGAAAUGAAUGAAAACUACAAGCAGGAGGAUAUCUUCGAGCUUCAGCAUCAUCACUUACUGCGGUGUCUCGAGAAAACCACGAGAAAUUUGAUUAAAGAACGAAUAUCUGAAUCAACAUUGCUUUUGUUAUUAUUCUCUUAUUCAACUCUUCCAACUCUAUCCACUCCCACUUAUGUAGCAAUAAUUGAAGCUGUUGAUCAUCCUCAUAAUGUGGAUUAUAUGUUGUUUUAA
Messenger RNA from Ceratosolen solmsi marchali, 556 nucleotides. RefSeq names its product potassium voltage-gated channel protein Shal-like. Lineage: Eukaryota; Metazoa; Arthropoda; Insecta; Hymenoptera; Agaonidae. The record is from RefSeq and is a predicted model, not a curated record. The transcript has 4 exons. Gene Ontology annotation, cellular component: membrane; voltage-gated potassium channel complex. Gene Ontology annotation, biological process: action potential; potassium ion transmembrane transport. Gene Ontology annotation, molecular function: A-type (transient outward) potassium channel activity. The coding region runs from base 65 to 556 and encodes 163 amino acids.